Thunnus maccoyii (southern bluefin tuna) is the source of this 2112-nucleotide messenger RNA. Its product is annotated as trans-1,2-dihydrobenzene-1,2-diol dehydrogenase-like. Lineage: Eukaryota; Metazoa; Chordata; Actinopteri; Scombriformes; Scombridae. Gene Ontology annotation, molecular function: nucleotide binding. The transcript is spliced from 7 exons. The record is from RefSeq and is a predicted model, not a curated record. Bases 577 to 1581 code for a protein of 334 amino acids.
UCAUUGGCCUCUGUGCAGUUGUCAAACCAUCACAGGCUAAUCAGUGCCUCUCUCUCAGUGGGAAACAAAGCAGCUCCUGCUUCCAAUACUUGACCUGCUGAUCUAUGGGCAAGGUGAACCCUUGCUCUGUACACAUUAAACUGUGCACUUAUUCCCCUUGAGCGUGUUAAUGAUGGGCGAGAGCACCAUUGAUAGCCCAGUUACAGAUUGUUAGAGACAACUGGUGCAAACCACUUCAGCCCAGAUUGAAAGGCCUGUAUCAGCAACAACACAGCAGGAUGUGUGUGUGUGUGUGUGUUAAUAUGUGUGUAUGUAUGUGUGUGUGUGUGUGUGUGUGUGUGUGUGUGUUACACCCUUUACCUCAGGGUGGGAGCAGAAAGGAGGUGACACAUGCUGCCUCCCCGGAAUAUAAAUGCAGGAGCCUUCUCGCUGAAGUGCUGCUGGCUCUAAGGCAUGACAGUUUAGUACGUUUCUUCCCCUGAACGUGCAUCCUUUCCCAAGGUCACAACUCGCCUGUAGCUCAGAGCUUUACUAAAGCACCACCCAGCUCAUUUGUCACUUACCAUCCAUUUCAACAUGGCAACCCGUUGGGGACUUUGUGGCGCAGGGAAGAUCAGCCAUGAUUUCAGUGUGGCCAUGAAGACUCUGCCUCCUGGAGAUCACCAGAUAGCAGUCAUUGCAUCGAGGAGCUUGGAGCGUGCCAAAGAGUUUGCCAAGAAGCAUGGUAUUCCUAAGGCUUAUGGCAGCUAUGAAGAGCUGGCCAACGACCCAGACAUUGACAUUGUAUACGUGGGGGUGCUGCACACAGAGCACUGGCGAAUUGGCCUGCUGUUCCUCAAAGCUGGAAAGAAUGUCCUAUGUGAGAAACCCUUUGCUAUGAACUCCAGGCAGGUGAAAGACCUCGUUACCAUUGCCAAGAAAAACAAUGUCUUCCUGAUGGAGGCCAUCUGGUCCCGCUGUUUCCCUGUGCACGCUGAGGUGCGCAGGCUGCUGGCUGAGGAGGCAGUAGGUGAGGUGAAGCUGGUAAAGGCCUACUUCGGUUCUCCUCAGCUACACAUCCCCCGCUCGGUGGAGAAGGAGUUAGGCGGAGGCGCUCUGCUGGAUAUUGGAGUGUACUGCCUGCAGUUUGUGCUGAUGGUGUUCAAUGGGGAGAGGCCAGAAUCCAUCCAAGCCACAGGGGUGCUGCUUGACUCAGGAGUGGAUGAGUCAGUGGUUGUGGUGAUGAAGUUCUCCAGGAAGAGAAUGGCCUUCUGUACCUUUUCGAUUGCUGCUCGACUUCCAAAUGAUGCUGUCAUCAGUGGCACUAAGGGCUCCAUUAAAGUCCUUGGCCCCAUGCACUGUCCUACAACUCUGGUGGUGAACGACAAGGAGACGGAGUACCCACUGCCUGAACCCUGCCUCCCUCUGAAUUUCACCAACAGCACUGGGCUUUGCUAUGAGGCAGAGGAAGUGAGGCAAUGCCUGCUUAAAGGACUUAAGGAGAGCCCACGGAUGCCUCUGGCAGACUCUGUCUUAUUGACAGAGAUCAUGGAUGAAAUCAGGAACCAGGUGGGAGUCGUCUUCAGCCAGGACAGCCAGUGACAUCACUCCAAAACCAGGCUGUUUCACCUGACCUAAACCUACUCAGAUGGAACAGAGGGAGCUGCUCGAGGCAGGCUUUGGAUCUUUGGUAUAAGCAGAUCACUCAUGGCACUGUGUGACAAAGCCUGAUGCAGAUGCAGUGUCACCGAGGAAGCUGUGACUUAGAGUGUGCUGUCACUGAAUUAAAGAUGCAAUCUGUAAAUUAGUGGAACAUGUAAAUCUUGGGUGUGUUAUUAGGGAGUUUGUUUUCCAUGUGCCUUUUAUAGUUCCAAAUAUAAUGCUACCCCAGAGUCACCAUGUAAACACAUUGUACACAGUACAAUAGACAAACACUGUCAGUUUUUCUAUUACACAGAUUAAAAAUGUCAGGUUGAAAACAUGUGUAAACCAGCCAAAUCACAAUGUAAACAAAUAUGGCCACAGUGUUGUGAUGUCACCAUCGUUUAAUUAAGACCCAGGCCUGUAAAAACAAACCCUGUUGUCACUGUUAGGUGUAUGAUUGAUGAAUCCAAUAAAGGACUGAUUGCAAAA